This is a messenger RNA of Penicillium waksmanii, 348 nucleotides long. RefSeq names its product Phenylalanine ammonia-lyase. Lineage: Eukaryota; Fungi; Ascomycota; Eurotiomycetes; Eurotiales; Aspergillaceae. The transcript has a single exon. The coding region runs from base 1 to 348 and encodes 115 amino acids. The record is from RefSeq and is a predicted model, not a curated record. Gene Ontology annotation, molecular function: ammonia-lyase activity.
AUGUCCAUGAUCACUAUUACCACUAGUACUAGUGCACCCCCCUACGCACAGCCUGAACUGGCAUAUCUUAACCACCAGGUCAGCAACUAUUUCCAGUCCGUAGAGAUGCACAAUCAAAGCCUGAACUCUCUGGCUUUGAUUGCCGCGCGUUAUGAAAGCGAUACUGUCGAACUACUGGCGCUAAUGUCUGCGACAUACCUAUACUUUCUAUACCAGGCCUUGGAUCUUCAUGCUAUGCCUCUUGAAUUUAGGUCUCAAGCGCACAAGGACAUAGAUAAUGCAAAUGCGCAGCUUUUUCAGUUGAGCGGCGUGGGCUCCCAGGUAUCGUACAGCCAGGAAAUCAUUUGA